CCUAUAAAAAGGAAAAAACAACAGUCUCCACCACACCACUCUUUAACCGUCCCUUGAAGCCUCUCAAUUUCUUUUUAAAAAAAUAUCUCCGGCGCAUCUCCGCCGCAACAACAACCAUAAACGAUGGAAUCUCCAUCCUCAAAAUCAUCGGAGAAACCAACAGGGACAGUUCUUCUCGGGAAAUACGAACUCGGUCGUCGACUCGGAAGCGGAAGCUUCGCUAAAGUCCAUGUAGCUCGUUCGAUCUCCACCGGCGAACUCGUAGCUAUCAAAAUCAUCGACAAGAAAAGAACCAUCGACGCAGCUAUGGAGCCGAGGAUCAUCCGAGAGAUCGAAGCGAUGCGUCGUCUCCAAAACCACCCGAACGUCCUCAAAAUCCACGAGGUCAUGGCCACUAAAUCCAAGAUCUACCUCGUCGUCGAAUACGCCGCCGGAGGCGAGCUCUUCACCAACCUCGUCCGAUUCGGUCGGCUGAACGAAUCGGCGGCGCGUCGUUACUUCCAGCAGCUUGCCUCCGCGCUUAGCUUCUGCCACCGCGACGGGAUCGCUCAUCGCGACGUGAAGCCGCAGAAUCUCCUCUUGGACAAGAACGGGAACCUCAAGGUAUGCGACUUCGGUUUAUCCGCUUUGCCGGAGCACCGUAGCUGUAACGGGUUGCUUCACACAGCUUGUGGAACCCCAGCUUACACAGCGCCGGAAGUGAUUGCUCAGAGAGGUUACGACGGUGCUAAAGCUGAUGCGUGGUCGUGUGGUGUGUUUCUCUUUGUUCUUCUUGCAGGUUAUGUUCCUUUUGAUGAUUCCAACAUUGUUGCGAUGUACCGGAAGAUUCAUAAAAGAGAGUACCGGUUCCCGAGCUGGAUCUCUAAACCGGCUCGGUCUAUCAUCUAUAAAUUGCUUGAUCCGAAUCCGGAGACGAGGAUGAGUAUCGAAGCUGUGACUGAAACGGCUUGGUUUCAAAAGUCUCUUGAGGUUCAGUCUAACGUGAUUGAGUUGGAUCGGUUUCUUGAGAAAGAGGCGAAGUCGAGCGAUGCGGUUACGGCCUUUGAUUUGAUCUCGUUGUCAUCGGGAUUGGAUCUUUCGGGGUUGUUCGAGAGGAGGAAGAGGAAGGAGAAGAGGUUUACUGCGAAAGUGUCAGCGGAAGGAGUGGUGGAGAAGGCAGAGAUGAUAGGCGAAAAGUUAGGGUUUAGAGUUGAGAAGAAGGACGAGGCUAAGGUGGUUGGAUUGGGAAAAGGAAGAACUGCUGUGGUGGUUGAGGUGGUGGAGCUGGCGGAGGGGUUGGUUAUUGCGGAGGUGAAGGUGGCUGAAGGUGAAGAGGAGGAGGAGGAGUCUCAUUGGUCGGAGCUAAUUGUAGAGCUUGAGGAGAUUGUGCACUCAUGGCACAACUGACGUCAUCUUAGCUCGAGUUGGUUAUCUUUUAGCUUUUCAUUUGUGUAGAAAUAUCAGAAUCUCAAAGAUGGCUUUAGCUUUGCUUUCAAGGUUCAGUUAUAUAUAUAAUAUUAUGAAGAUUAGUGGAUUCACUUUUUUAUUUAUGUCACUUGAGUUUGAGUAUCACUCUUCUUA
Messenger RNA from Camelina sativa (false flax), 1560 nucleotides. Its product is annotated as CBL-interacting serine/threonine-protein kinase 4. Lineage: Eukaryota; Viridiplantae; Streptophyta; Magnoliopsida; Brassicales; Brassicaceae. Gene Ontology annotation, molecular function: protein serine/threonine kinase activity; ATP binding. Gene Ontology annotation, biological process: signal transduction; protein phosphorylation. The record is from RefSeq and is a predicted model, not a curated record.